GCCUGAUCCGCUGCGCAUGUCGAUUCGAUCCGCUGUUCCGAUUCGAUGCUGACUGCUCCUGCCCCCACCUUUCGGAGGUUGAUGGACCUCCUACAGUGACACGUCGAUUAGUGAAUUGGCCGUUUUCGGUUCGCGAGAGGGCGUCGCGGCCGUCAUUUUUGCGGGUCCGGGUCCGUCGGUUUCGGUCCCAGGCCGUUCUCACUAAAGGGAGGUUUACGAAAGGGAUGUUUGUCCACCGCCGACCCUUCUGCAGAGGCGCCUUCGGGGUCGUCCGGCUGUGCCAGUCGACACGGUCGGGGGAGCUCCUGGCGCUGAAGCAGGUGCGCUUGGCUGGCGGGUGCGGCAGGGCACCGGGCGAGAGCAAGGAUCUCACCACGCGGCCCGUGUGCUUGGAGCAAGCGCUCGCGGAGGCGGAGGCUCUCUCGAGUGCCGCGCGCCACCAGGAGGAGUGGGUCGUCGGCCUCCGCGUGGCCUUCCAGGACGCCAGCUCCUUCUACAUGGUGAUGGACUACGUGCCCGGUGGUGACCUCGUCACGCACCUUCAGGUCUUAGAUACCUUCAACGAGGUUCCUGCGCACAUCUUGGCCGUCUCGGCUGCCGACCCGCUCAAGUCGAAGGCCAAGGUUGAGCUUUAUCCUACGGCUGCGCCUACCUCGCCUGCGACCCGGGCUAUGCUCCUUAACGCGCUCGAGGUUACUGUCCACGAGAAGAACGUGGGCCCCAUGGUGACAAAGGUUCGGAACGCCCGCGCGCACCUCCAGCAGCACGAGAAACACCUGCAGGACGAGCGGACCAACCUCCAGAGGAACGAGAGGGACCACCAGGGCGUCCUCCCCGUGCUGCAGACGCUAGAGGUGAAUCGCUACGCGAGAGGAUUAUCCGCGCUUGGUGUCGCCACGGAGCCCUGGGUGUUCAGCGCGUACUCGCGCUUCUGGGUGACCAGUGCUGGCCUGGGGAUGAUUCGGGGCACAGGGGCAGACGUGGAGCGCGGCUUGGGGGAUGACCGGAAGCGCCUGCUGCGAUUGGGCGGAGAGCUCGAGGUCCAGGUCCCGGCCGGACCCGACGUCGAAGGCAUCAGAAACCUUUCGCGGAGCCUCAAGGUUGCCGCGAUCGCGAUCGACUUCCACCCCCGUCAUUCUGCCAAAAUCUGCGAUCAAGGGCUCAGCGUCUUCUUAGGGAUAUUCAUUGCGAUGCACAUCCUCGGGGAUGCGCCAUCCAUUGUGAGACAGCUUAUUGUGGCCCUUUAUAGAAUGCCUAAGGAGGGCAGGCGCACCAUAGGCCCCUGCGAGGCCGCCUUCAUCUGGCUGCACGGGGUGAACGACCGGCCGCAGAACUGGGGCCAGAGCUUCAAGAAGUUGCGGAACUCAUCCUCGCCGCGGUGGAAGCACGUGUACCUCAAGGGGGCCAAGCUCCCGCAGCCGUGCAUGGCCGGGAAGAAGGUUCUAGCCUGGGGAAAGCUGUACAGUACGGACACGCUGCGAGUGGGUGGAAUCGACCACGAGGAUCCCGACAUUGACGGCUUCUACCGUUCGGCUGGGAGCGCAAUUCAUGAUGUUGUGCAGGCCCUGCAUCGAGACGACGGCGUGCCAGAAGGCAGAGUGCUGAUCGGCGGGUUCUCCCAGGGCGGGGCAGUCGCUCUGCAGACAGCCCUCACGUACCCGAGGUGCUUCGCGGGCUGCGUGUCGCUCUCCUGCUGGCUCACGCCCCACGCGCGCUCGCUGCUGGCCGUCGGGGCGGCGGCCCACUGCUGCCCCAUCUUCAUCGGCCACGGGGCCGCGGACGAGAUUGUCGGCCUGGACUGCGCCUCGGCUGCCGCGCUCGCGCUGCGGGAGGCGGGCGCCAGGCUGCAGUUCGAGACGUACGAGGGCGGCAAGCACUGGCCCGUGACGCCCGAGCUGAAGGACGCGGGAUGCGCGUGCCUCGCGCCGAGGGAUGCCGAGGAGGGCGGCACCGUCACAACGGCGAGCCUCACGAUUGUGAGGCGCGGGGAGCUGGUGACUCGGCUUCAGAUCAAUGUCCAGGCCCGCGACCCGCUGGCUGCAAUUACCUUGGGCGUGCCUGAGGCCCCGUCGGCACCCUCGCGCAGCGGGACCCCGGCACACCCGCACUCGCUGGCCGGCAGCCCAGCGCAGCCGGGGCUCUGCUUCAGCCCCGCGCGGGGCGUCACGCGCAUGCAGUCCGCAGGCUCGGCCCAGCCGUCCCACGCUGCAGGCGUCGUGGUGAAGUCUUCGCCGACGAGGAGCUACAGCUGUGCGACUUCCCCCAGCGGCGCACUCCUCGGCCCAGCCAGCUCGGCUGCUGAGGGCAGUGGGAAGGCAAGGGUGCUGUGCAGGAUGGCGAGCACCUGCGACGAGCGCGCAGGCAGCUCUCCGGCGGAGGAUCCCGCCGCGAGGAUCCUGUUCGGCUCCCUGUCGGCCUCCCGCGUGCUCGCCCCGAUGACGGGCGCCUGCGUCGGCAGUCCGCAGUCCGCCGGCAGAGCGGCCGUGCGCAGUGGCGGGCCGUGGUGCGUCGAGAGGACGGUGCGGCUCUCGCCCGAGGACGAGCAGCAGGACUUGGUGAAGCGGGCCCUGCGCUUCGACAAGAGCACCGUGAGCUCCGUGGGCACUGCCAUCGGGCAGCUCAACAGGGCCGCCAUCCAGUGCGAUUCUGGCCUGUGUGUUGUCUUCUCGAUGUCGGCGCAGGCCAACUUCCUCCUGUACCGGCAGGACCGGGAGCAGGACGUGGCCAGGGCCGGGAUGCAGGCCGCUGGCCGGACGGCUGCGCCCCCCACGGUCGGGGCCAUGACCCCGGCGCCGCCGCGGCCGUCGUGCCUGGGCCCAGACCACCCGCGCCCGAGCCUUGCCGGGUGCGGUGCUGUACCGGUGGCGGCGAGCCCGCAGUUGCCGAUCCGGCGCCUACGUUUCGAUUCCCCGGACGCCAGGCCGCCCAACCAGCUGGCGCAGCAGCCCCGCUCGCCGAAGGCCUCGACGGGCGAGGUGACCCCCAGGUCUGUGACCCUGGCGCGUGUGGAUGAGAGCGUCUCGGCUACGCCAGCCCUUCCAGGGAGCCCGGCACGGACCAAGGCGAGCUGCAAGCUGUCCACCCUGUCGGAGGAAGUGACGCUGACGAUGUCGCGCCUGCCCCUGAGCAAGGCGGCGCUGAAGCACGGAGACGCGCUGGAGACACCGCAGCACGGUGGCUUCUUCACCCCGAGAUCCCUCAAGCACUUGCCUUGCUCGCCGACGAAAGACACGGCGCAGCGUGCCAUGACCUUGAGCCCGAAGGCGACGGAGUGCUACCAUGAGAUCUCGGCCUCUCCGAUCAGAGCAUCUUUCGCCGCCCUCUCCCGGGAGGAGCAGCCCUCGAAGCCGGAGGCGAACGACGGGAAGACGUUCACGAUCGGCGGUCGCCAGUUCGGUUUCCUCGACGUCAUCGGCCGCGGGGCGUUCGGCGUCGUGUGGCGAGCGCGAGAGCAGGACGCCAGCGGCGAGGACGUGGCGGUGAAGGUCAUCACAUGCACGGACGCCGCUGGCUUCGCCAACGCCACGUUCGAGGCGGAGCUGCUCCAGAUGCUGAGCGCCGCGCGGAGCCGCAUGCACAGCCACAUCCCCCGGUAUGUCGCCCACUCCGCCGCGAAGGAUGCCGACCCGAGCAGCGGUGGCGUCGUGCGUUUGGCCAUGUCGUAC
Molecule: messenger RNA, 3665 nt
Organism: Prorocentrum cordatum
Lineage: Eukaryota; Dinophyceae; Prorocentrales; Prorocentraceae
Source: the annotation of a GenBank genome assembly